Cetraspora pellucida is the source of this 365-nucleotide messenger RNA. The record is from the annotation of a GenBank genome assembly. NCBI's taxonomy places the organism in Eukaryota, Fungi, Glomeromycota, Glomeromycetes, Diversisporales, Gigasporaceae.
AGAUCUUCCUGAUGAACUUCUUAUUAAAAUAAUUAAACGUAUAGUGAUUUUAAAUCACAUGAUUAUAGUUUGUAAACGUUUUUACACUAUUAUAUCAGAUCAUCAAUUUAAAGCCGAUUGGAUUAUUUUUCGUUUUGGAAAAACACAUGCUCUUUUUUACGCAGUUAAUUUAGGACCUAGUUUUAUUAAUAUAAAAGUCGUUGAAGCUAUUAUUUGCAAGGGAGGAAAUUUUUCACGAUAUUUCAUACAAAGACUUCAUACUGUUGUUGGUUUUUUUGAUAAGGAUCUCUUAAAACAUAAAAUACGUCAUCGAACUGCUGCUAAUACUGCUGAAGAAGAACUAAAUUUAUUUCAAUUUCAAUGGG